AUAUGUGUAAAUUAUUCUAUGACUAGUGUUAUUGUACAUCCAAAAGUACCUACUGAUUUAUUAGACAAAUCGAAAGAAAUGACACGAGAGAUUACAUGUAAAUUACCUGUUAAACGAGGUCAUUGUCGAGCACUAUUCCCACGAUGGAGAUACGAUUCAGAAACGAAAAAAUGUUAUGAAUUUGGAUUUGGUGGUUGCGAUGGUAAUGGAAAUAAUUUCUUAUCCGAAAAAGAUUGUAUGAAAUAUUGUGAAGGUGUUUAGCAGGUCUCAGAAGAAAAUUUACAUUAAGCAUACAGCUCAAUUUCAACCAAAUGUGAAAGAUUUUCUUUUGCCACAAUAAUUUUCUACUUUUAUAUUUAGUACUUAAACAGUUGUGAAUUUUUCAAAAUUCAAGAAGAUCACACCAUUUUAAAAGUACAAAUGUUAAAACCAAGAGUGU
Messenger RNA from Chrysoperla carnea, 439 nucleotides. RefSeq names its product PI-actitoxin-Aeq3c-like. Gene Ontology annotation, molecular function: serine-type endopeptidase inhibitor activity. The transcript has 3 exons. Bases 19 to 261 code for a protein of 80 amino acids. Lineage: Eukaryota; Metazoa; Arthropoda; Insecta; Neuroptera; Chrysopidae. The record is from RefSeq and is a predicted model, not a curated record.